GCACAGCAGUGAUAUGGUAUAACAUUUUUUACAGAUUUCAUUUUAAUGGUGCGAAAAGCAUAGGAUUGACCAUUAUCGUCUGUAUGCAAAUAAAUGAAUCUCAAUUAACUCUGACAUAUGAUUUCAUACGGAAUAAUGGAAGAUUAACUUUUUUGCAUGUAACUAGGUUUUUUUUUAAACUUGAAAUAAAACUUUUUUGACGAGUUUUAAGUCUAAUAACGUGCUUUUUGAUGUGAAUGCAUCUUCAUAAUAUUUUCUGGGUUGCAUCUCAAGGCUGUGUAAUAAAUAGAAAAGACAGUGUCCUGGGAUUGGCAUUAUAGUUGUAGUAUUUCAAAGGAAAAUAUGUUUUUAUUAUGAAUUAAUCUGCUGUUGAAGAGAUAAUAGCCAUGCUUCAAAAACUAAUUUCUCUAUUGAGGCAGAUUUAUUCCCGAUUAAAAUUGCGUGAAGUACUGAUAUUAUAUUGUACGCGCUGACAGAAUAAACCAUUUUAUAUCACAUUCUGUACUUUCAGCUCUCGCGUCGUCAAACCAGAUCUUGUAACGUGAGAGAUUACCUACGCUUGCGUAAGCGUUGAUUGUGUGUGUGUGUGUGUGUGUGUGUAUGUGUGUGACCGCGCGCAUGUAUGUGUCCUGUGAUGCACUGACAUCCCAUCCAGGGUGUACCCCAGCCUUGUGCCCUAUUGCUGCCAGACUAUCUGCUGACCAGCAGAAACGGUUCGAAGAUGGAUGGAUGCAUGAGUGUCGAUUUCAUAUCCGAAAUGAAGGAGAGGAUGUCGUUUCCAUGGCUGACUCGUCCAUCACCAUAGAGGACCUCGAAGGGGAGCUUUCGAGAAUCAACCGGAUACGGGACCUCCUGGUCAGGAGGGAGUCGGAGCUGAGAUAUAUGAUGGACGACAUCCAACUCUGCAAAGAAAUCACACGACUGAAAAGGGAGCUUCACAAAUUGGUGUCUGCCCCAGUCCCAUCCGCAGCGACGCACCCUCUUGCAUGUCGAUAUGCGGACCCUGCUGCAGAUGCAGAGAAGUCCAGUGAGGACAGGGAGAAGGAGACGGAGCUUCUGUGGCAAAUCCAGAGACUGGUGGAGACCAGGGACUUCCUGGUGGAUGACGUGGAGCUGGAGAGGCUAAGGGAAAGAGAAGAGGACAAGGAAAUGGCAGAUUUCCUGCAAUCCAGAUUCCCAAGGAGCCUGAUGGGAAAAGGCAUCUCCCCCAGCGGGGCGACGUCCUCCAAGGAGCGUCAGUCCUCAUCCCCGUUGGUUCCCAAGACCGGACUCACCCUGCUGAAGGAGUGCUGCGGGUUCAACUGCACGGUCAUGUAGGGCGCCGGUGCGCUGCAGGAAGCCGCAGUGCUCACAUGGGACCGUGACAACCUCCUCUGCUGAUAAUCCAACCGGUGCCGUCAUCUUUAUAUCUGGCGUCUUUUGAUUGGCAGAGGACUUGUGAAGACUGACACGCUACAGUCCAGCAUUUGGAGGAAGAUGCAUCAGCGUUGUACUGAUGAUUCAUGGAACCUUGAUGGAAUCGUAGACGCAUUGAGAGGUUCCGGCGUAACCCUGUUUACGCCUCUUCCUCAUUUCUCCAGUGAAGCCUCAGAAAUUUCAUCACACUGCAGGUGACCCUUAGCUAUAAACAAACCUGAGCUUCUCAAUAACAAACUGCAAACCUGCAUAAUUAUGAAUCGAAGACCUUUACUGGGGACAUGCCAGCAUCGAGAGUCUGACUGUGCGCACGGCGGGGACGCCGCUUUAACCCAGCAGCUGCUUGUGACCUUGAGAUGCCCUCCACGGGUCCACCAGCUCCGUAUCCCACUGACCCUCUGCGGUGCCAGGCUACGUUAUGCAGAACCUUCAGCAUCCGGGCACCAUACAGUGCGUGGAGAUCUGGAAAACCACCCCGAUAACAGACAGACUGCCUUUCAGCAUGGUGGCCAUACAGGAUCUCCCGACGACAGCCCUGCUUUCCUAUUGGUCGGUGCUGGGAUCCCACAGUCUGCUUCAUUACAAGCACCUGAAGCCCUUUUCCUGUAUCAUACUGUUUUGAAUGAUUUUUGAUUGAAUGAAUUUGAAUGGAGAGGCAGAAGGAACAGGCAUUAAAUUUGGACAUUUUUCUGUGCAUCUGUAUUUAACGACCCACAGUGUUCUAGCUUCUUUUGCGAAAAUCUGAUUUGUCUGAAGUUCUGUCGUAGUUCACUGUCGGUGCACCAGCUGGUGGUUUCUAACCUGCUUUUGAAUGAAUUAAUAAGCAUCACUUCAGUACUGACUGCACAGUCGGAUUGUAUUAAUCUGCUAGUCUCUCUCCUCUUGUGAAUAUUUUCUGUGUUAUUUCAGAGGGCAGACGGCAGCAUCUGAUAUUUUGAAUCGGUUGCAUCUUGAAUAGCAUUGCAAUUUGAAUAGCAUCUCCAUGGUUACCGACCAUUACAGUUAUUUCUGAGCGUAACGUAAUGUUGGAGUUCUGUAAAACGAACAAAAGCGUCAUAAUUUACCAAGCUACACUGUGGCGUUUCUGAAUAUCCUGACCUUUCAAAUACAUACAGAUGCCACCCUGCGUCGAAUGAAUAAAUAAUUCUUUCUAAUUGU
Messenger RNA from Paramormyrops kingsleyae, 2574 nucleotides. Its product is annotated as bMERB domain-containing protein 1-like. NCBI's taxonomy places the organism in Eukaryota, Metazoa, Chordata, Actinopteri, Osteoglossiformes, Mormyridae. The record is from RefSeq and is a predicted model, not a curated record.